Molecule: messenger RNA, 420 nt
Organism: Ostreococcus tauri
Lineage: Eukaryota; Viridiplantae; Chlorophyta; Mamiellophyceae; Mamiellales; Bathycoccaceae
Product: Photosystem I PsaN, reaction centre subunit N
Exons: 2
Coding region: 1-420 (139 amino acids)
Biological process (GO): photosynthesis
Cellular component (GO): chloroplast photosystem I
Source: RefSeq, a predicted model, not a curated record
AUGUACACCGUGUGCGGAGCGAACAUCAUCGCGGCCAAGGCGCCGACGGCGGCGAAGAAGCAGGACAAGGUGAAGCGGGCGGUGUCGCUCGGCUUGGCCGGCUUGGCGGCGGCGACCGUGUCCGUCGCGCCGGCGCACGCGGAUUUGACCGCCGAUUUGCUCGCGCGCACGGAAGCGAAUAAGUCGUUGAACGAUCAAAAGCGCGCGGCGACGUCGAGCGCGAACUUUGAGCGCUCGCGCCUCGUGACGGAUGGCUUUUGCCAAUUCCCGCAAAACAUCUUCGGGUGCCAAAACGCCGCGGAGAAGGGCAGCGUGAAGUUCUUGUCCGACGAUAUGGCGAUCGAGUGCGAAGGCACCGCCGACGGCAAGACGUGCUCGUCCAAGGCCCCGGGCGCCUACCCGUCCUUCCUCGGCUUGUAA